CUCAGGGUCCCGAUUCGUUUUCGAGGAGAGUGGAGAGGAGAAGGGAGGGGAAAGCGGAAGGGUGGAAGAAGGGAGAGAACGAGGAAAUUGUGUCGGCCAUGACAAUUCCAAGAUCUUCUCCUUCUCUUCCUCUCCUCCAUUUUGCCCUCGUUUUCCUAUUCGCCUCCUCUCAUCUCAAGGGUUUCGCCGCCGGUGAUGCGUCGCAGGGCGGGGAAUCCGCCUCCACGUCACCUGGCUGCAAUGUCACCUCCCAAGAUGUUAAAAUAAAGAAUUGGGUGAAUGGUGAUGAAAGUGCAAGCUUAGAUGGACUUAGUGCCAGAUUUGGUGCCUCGUUGCCGACCAGUGUUUCUAAAGCAUUAAGACUCCCUGCUAUUCUUGCAAAUCCAUUUAACUCCUGCAACAAAUUAUCUUCCAAGUUAUCAAACUCUUUUGUUGUUGCCGAGCGAGGGAAUUGCACUUAUGCAACCAAGGCAGAAAUUGCAGAGUCCAGUGGUGCAGCAGGUUUGAUGGUGAUAAAUGAUGAUGAAGAUCUUACUGAAAUGGUGUGCACUAAAAAUGAAACUCAUCUGAAUAUUACAAUUCCUGUUGUUAUGAUACCAAAGUCAGCAGGGGACUAUCUAAGAAGAUCUAUGUCUAGUGGUGGCAAGGUGGACAUCCUACUAUACUCACCAACUCGGCCUAUUCUGGAUAUCUCAGUGGUCUUUUUGGUAUUAAUGGCUGUUGGAACCAUUGUCAGUGCCUCUUUUUGGGAUGAAUUCACAGCACAUGAGCAGGAUCAACCUAGUGCUGAAACAAAUCAAGAAGAUUCUGAGAAGAAUACUUUAAAAAUUAAAGCCGUGGGAGCUAUAGCUUUUGUAAUAGUAGCAUCAGCUUUCUUGGUGGUGCUCUUUUUCUUUAUGUCUUCUUCAUUUGUCUUUGCACUGAACGUGAUAUUCUCUUUAGCGGGUUCACAGGUACUGAAUACAUUGAAGACCUGUCCCUUGUCUUUAUAUCAGGGAAUGCAUUUCUGCAUAGUAUCACUUAUUUCAAGAGCUUCCAAACGCUGUAGACAAAUGAAAAUAAACAUUCCCAUUUUAGGGAAGGUUUCAGUUAUUGCCAUUGUGGUUCUACCUUUUUGCAUUGCAUUUUCCAUUAUUUGGGUUGGAAAUCGACAUUCACCACAUGCAUGGAUUGGCCAAGAUAUCCUUGGCAUCACUUUAAUGAUAACGGUGUUGCAAGUGCUUGAGUUACCAAAUAUAAAGGUGGCUUCAAUUCUUCUUUGCUGCGCAUUUUUCUACGACAUAUUCUGGGUUUUCCUCUCACCCCUUAUAUUUCAUCAAAGCGUCAUGAUUGCUGUUGCUACUGGUCACAAAGCAGGUGGAGAGUCCAUUCCCAUGCUUCUGAAAAUACCUAGAUUUUUUGAUCCUUGGGGAGGCUAUCAAAUGAUUGGAUUUGGAGACGUUAUUUUACCUGGCUUGCUUAUUGUUUUCAGUCACAGGUUUGAUAAAUUAACUAAAAAGGGCAUCUCAAAUGGUUAUUUUCUUUGGCUAAUAUUUGGCUACACUUUUGGUUUGUCUGUCACAUAUCUUGUUUUUUACCUGAUGAAUGGACAUGGACAACCUGCUCUGCUCUACUUGGUUCCGUGCACCUUAGGUCUUACUGUUGUACUGGGUGGACUUAGAGGAGAAAUUGGAGACCUAUGGAACUACGGAGAAACACCAUCCAAAGUUGUUCCUGGUGGAGAAACUUAAGCACUCAUUUGCAGAAUCUCAUUCGAGCCAAUGAUCCCAGUGCCUGCUCUUUUACCUAUCUGGCACAUUUGAGAUGAGAAUGUUUCCCGGGAAUAUGAACUAACCAAAGCAUUCUUAAUAUGCGUCCUAAUCGAUGUAAAUUGGCAUUCUCUUGUAUUGGCGUAUCAUUGUGCUCUGCCACAGCAUCAUCCCAGCCUUUGUGAAUAUCAAUGUUUUGCCGCAAAAUGGUUAUUCAUUUUACUCUGCCA
Molecule: messenger RNA, 1978 nt
Organism: Musa acuminata AAA Group (dessert banana)
Lineage: Eukaryota; Viridiplantae; Streptophyta; Magnoliopsida; Zingiberales; Musaceae
Product: signal peptide peptidase-like 2
Exons: 14
Coding region: 99-1730 (543 amino acids)
Biological process (GO): membrane protein proteolysis
Cellular component (GO): lumenal side of endoplasmic reticulum membrane; Golgi-associated vesicle membrane; cytoplasmic side of endoplasmic reticulum membrane
Molecular function (GO): aspartic endopeptidase activity, intramembrane cleaving
Source: RefSeq, a predicted model, not a curated record